Quercus robur (English oak) is the source of this 542-nucleotide messenger RNA. RefSeq lists its product as uncharacterized. The transcript has 2 exons. Lineage: Eukaryota; Viridiplantae; Streptophyta; Magnoliopsida; Fagales; Fagaceae. Bases 27 to 542 code for a protein of 171 amino acids. The record is from RefSeq and is a predicted model, not a curated record.
UCAUCGCUGCAUGGCUUAACAUUGGCAUGGAUGCUGUGCAUGGUACUGACCAAAAGAGUGACAAAUUUUGGACAAAAAUUUGGGAAUUUUUUUGCGCGAACAAUACUUACGGAACCACACGUUUUAGUACCUCCCUAUCAAGUCGAUGGGGAAAUAUUAAUAGGGAGACAAGUAGGUUUGCUGGGUUCAUGGCUAAAGUUGAAGCUCGAGAUAAAAGUGGUACAACUAACGAGGACAAGUUGAAAGAGGCAAAGGAACUAUAUAAAGCUACACCAAAUCCAACAUCCGGCAAAUACCUAGCUUUUGCUUAUGAACAUUGUUGGGUUGUGUUGAAAAACCAACCAAAGUGGAGUAUACUUAAGGAAAGAUCAAAAAGGCUCCCUCAAACUCCAAGUUCAAUCAAUCAAGUUGAUAGUAAUGAUGAUGACACAGUGGUACUAGAGAGACCAAUUGGUAGAAAAGCCGAAAAGGCUAAGCGAAAGAGGCCAGAUGAUGAUAAGGGUUUUGAUGAUUAUUUGGCCAAAAAAUUGCAAUAUAUUUAG